AUGGCUACUGAUCCUCGUGCGUACAAGAAGCACGUUCUCGAGCUUCGUGGCAGACCAGUGACGCUCGUGAAUUCGGAGUUCUUCGCUGCCGCCUUGAAGAAGGAAUGGCAAGAAGGUCAAAAGCGACAGGUCCCACUUCCUGCCGACCGCCCCAAAGUUGUCGACCUCUACGUGCACUGGCUAUACACUGGAAAGAUAUUUGUUCGACCACUCCUCGAAGAGACUGGAGAGAACAACACGGAAAGUGCUAUUAUUGUCGAACUGUUCUUGUUCGGUGAGAAGGUCCAGGACGGCAACCUUAAGGACGCCGCUAUCGACGCUCUGAUCAUGGCGACAAACACUCAAGACAAGGAUCAGAAACUGUGGUACCCAACAAACACCAUCGAAGAUGCGUACAAUGGAACUCCAGCAAGUUCGCCGCUUCGUCGACUCCUAGUCGAUAUGUACAUCUCCCACGGACAUGGCCCAUGGAUCAAAGGCACAGAGCCAAUAGAGUUCUUAGUGGACCUAAGUCGAGCACUUAUCGACUCUCGUCGCGAUAAACCGAACCCCCGAUCCGACCAGCUCAAAGCAAAUCGAGUGUAG
This is a messenger RNA of Zasmidium cellare ATCC 36951, 585 nucleotides long. RefSeq lists its product as uncharacterized. The transcript is spliced from 4 exons. Lineage: Eukaryota; Fungi; Ascomycota; Dothideomycetes; Mycosphaerellales; Mycosphaerellaceae. Bases 1 to 585 code for a protein of 194 amino acids. The record is from RefSeq and is a predicted model, not a curated record.